Molecule: messenger RNA, 294 nt
Organism: Moesziomyces aphidis
Lineage: Eukaryota; Fungi; Basidiomycota; Ustilaginomycetes; Ustilaginales; Ustilaginaceae
Source: the annotation of a GenBank genome assembly
AUGUCGCUCGCAAAGUCCGUCUACAACACCGUAUUCAAGCGUAACUCGGUUUACGUCGGCUCCAUCUUCUUUGGCGCGUUUGCAUUCGGCAUCGGCUACGACCUUGCCACCACAGCAUGGUGGGACGCACACAACAAGGGCGUGAGUCUCGCUUCUCCUCUGCCACACACCACAGCACAACCGACGCAGCAGCCACUGACGCAUACGCAUCCAUGUUCAUCCUCUUCCAUUCCCAAACGCCAACAGAAGCAGUGGAAGGACAUCCGUGGAAAGUUCCUCGAGGACUCCGAGUAG